Molecule: messenger RNA, 2274 nt
Organism: Ruditapes philippinarum (Manila clam)
Lineage: Eukaryota; Metazoa; Mollusca; Bivalvia; Venerida; Veneridae
Product: macrophage mannose receptor 1-like
Exons: 14
Coding region: 113-1987 (624 amino acids)
Source: RefSeq, a predicted model, not a curated record
AUUGAUAAUCUAACCUAAUCCGUACAAAUAUUACAUGUAAAACCGUUUGUUAACAAAUUUUGAAUAUCUGUAUACAUUUAUCCAAAACGCGGACCAUAUACCCUGACUAAAGAUGGAAUGUGUUAGAAAAGCAACUUUAAGUUUAACAUCAUCCGUGCUCUUUGCUGUAGCGUUGGUAACAAUAUGUGUACCAGUGGUAGUUCAGUCACAAAGCCUUUACCUUAUAAAUGUGACAUGUCCCGCUGGAUGGCAAAAAGCUCUGAAUAACUGUUAUCUGUUCAACACCAAUGAUCAGCUGAGCUGGGACGAAGCGAGAACAGAAUGCGCGUUGCAAAAUGCUGAUUUAAUGGUCAUCAGAAGCAAAGCCGAGCAGGACUGGAUCAUUCUACAAACGGAGGAGUACAAGACAGAUGGCUGGUGGAUAGGUCUGGUUUACAGAAAUGGUUGGCAGUGGGCGCAAUAUGGCGGUGACAAUACACUUAUAAACUGGAGAAAUGAGCCUGAUAAUUACGAUGAACAAGACUGCUGUGCUAUAAAUUCAUACGGUCUACUGAGCGACGAAUAUUGCAAAAGCAAACUUGGAUUUAUUUGUUCCUACCCUAUUAAAAGAGGAGACGAAUGCCCAUCCGGAGAUAAUUCUCGUUGGUUAAUGACUGAUACUACUUGCUUCUAUAUAUCAUCACUACUGGACAGCACUAAGCAUCUCUCCUGGAAUGAUGCCAAUACUUACUGUAAGAAUCUUUCACCUACUCAUGGUGCAAAGUUGAUGUCAAUCCUUUCUGCAGACGACAUGAGAAGUCUGAAGUCCCUCUUGUCGUCAUUCAAUAAGCCCGGGGUGCUGCUUCCCUGGUGGACAUCACUUAAUGAUCAACAAACAGAAGGGUCGUACGUCUGGGGACUUAAUGGACCUCAGGCAAAUGGUUCAAUUAUAAAUAGCAAUUGGGAUGUAGCACCAAGUGCCGACCGAACUCAAAAUAGAAAUUGUGGGAUUAUGUAUCAGGGUGGCUCCAUUGAUGACGUCACAUGUGACAAACGUUCACAUUACAUAUGCGAAAUGUCGGCAUACCAAGGUCAUUUAAACCUUGGUUGCGGAUCUUGGAUACGAGCCGGACAGUCUUGUUAUCUGUUGGGUAAUGGCAAAGGUUACACAUGGAACCAGGCGCGUGAUCAAUGCGCUCGUGCAAACGCCCAACUCGUAAAAGUAGAUGGAUUCGACGAAAAGGUUUGGUUAGAGGGUCUUAAUUUGGGCCCAGGAGGCUACUGGACAGGUCUUACUCGAGUUCAAAAUAGCUAUGGGUGGGCUUGGCAAGAUAGUUCUGUCGCUACGCCAGCUUUAAUUAAAUGGAGUACGGAGCCGAAUAACAAUGGUGGUAUUGAAGAUUGUGUAGAGAUACAUACCGACGGUCUCUAUAAUGAUCGACAAUGUGACGCUAAAGUUGGCUAUAUCUGCGAGUACACACUCCAGUAUGGUAAAAGCUGUUUAUCGGGGUGGAGCAAUUGUCAACAAUCAUGUUACUAUUUUAGUCCCGCCAAUAAUAGUUUCGCAGUCACGUGGUAUGAAGCAAAACAAAAGUGCAUGGACCUUGUGGCUGGAUACAGCAUAAGUGCGUAUAGGCUCGCAGUAAACGACAAAAAAGAGCAAGAUUGUAUAAACGGUUUAUUGCGGGCAUUGCCAGAUGGAGCUCCAGGGUACUGGACGGAUCUAAAUGAUCUCCAAUAUAAAGGGAUUUGGCGUUACGCGCUAGAAUCUAAUAAUGAACCAAAUAAGGCAGUGAUAUCAUGGGCUAAAGAGCCAAACAACUUUAACAAUUCCGAGAACUGUGCAGUAAUUUAUGAUCGUGGGUUCUACAAUGAUAUGAAAUGUGAUGCCAAAGAAUACUUUAUAUGUGAAAGAACUACAGAUUAUAUUUCUGGUUCCCGAAAGAUAUCGUCAUGGAUGUUUAUAUAUUUACUGUCCUUGUUUAUCGUCUAUAUUAGAAAUCAUUAAUAUUCGAAAACAAUAAAACAAUAACUACUUUUAACGAUUUUAUAUACAUCUAAUUCACUCUGUUGAGGCAAUUAACUGUUAAAAUGUGUAAAAAUAGAUAUUUGCUGGUUGUAGAUUACAAAAGUUUUGUUUGAAUUUUGAAAAUAAUUUAUUGAUUAUUAAAAAAUCCUAUUGUGUAGAUUUCAUUAAAGAUAGACUAUGAUCAUCCUUGAGUAAAAUAUUUUUAUUAUAGAAAUUUAAUGAAAUCUAUGUUAUUCUUACCGAAUAUGUCCAAUUUGAAUAAAUGA